AUGACGGACGUGAAGGAAAUCAAGGCUUCCGCUCCAAGCCCUGAACGGGAAAAAUAUGACAUCUAUCCGGCCGAAGACCAUGUUGCGGCUGAGUUUACCGACAUCAACGAAAAAUCGCUUCUUCGAAAGCUCGAUUACAAACUCCUUCCUCCAUUGACGAUCCUGUACCUCUUGUCAUUUCUUGACCGAAGUAAUGUUGGCAACGCUCGUCUGGAAGGGUUGACGGAUGAUGUUGGCAUGAGUGGAAACCAGUACCUCACUGGUUUAACUCUAUACUUCGUCGGUUACGUCCUAUUCGAGAUUCCCUGCAACAUCAUCUUGAAGAAAACAACUCCCCGAAUCUGGCUCCCAACGCUUACUUUGAUCUGGGGUGUUGUUGCCACGCUUCUUGGUAUUGUGCAAAACUAUGCCGGAUACCUUACUUCGCGAACAGCUCUCGGUGUCGCGGAAAGCGGUCUCUUCCCUGGAGUCGUCUUCUAUCUUUCCAUGUGGUAUAAGCGAAACGAACAGCACUACCGGGUGGCAUUAUUUUUCAGUGCCGCGUCGCUUGCAGGUGCCUUUGGCGGGAUUCUUGCUUGGGGAAUUGCGCAUAUGGAUGGUGUCGGUGGUUAUGCUGGUUGGCGCUGGAUCUUUAUCCUUGAAGGAUUGCUCACGGUAGUAAUGUCUGUCGUUGCAUACCUGUGGGUUUACAAUUACCCAGCUACCGCCGAAUUCUUGACAGAAAAGGAGCGAAGCUUCAUUACUUUUCGCCUAAAGCACGACAACGAUGCGACACGCGAGGAGAGAUUUUCAUGGGCGGCGGUUACUGAUGCUAUUAAAGACCCCAAAGUUUGGCUGUAUGGGCUCGGAUUUCAUACCAUGUCCCUUCCGUUAUAUACGCUGUCUUUGUUCCUGCCCACCAUCAUCAAAGAGCUUGGAUACAGCGCGGCCAGGGCCCAACUGCUCACUGUCCCCCCAUAUGCCUUGGGAUUCGUGACGACAAUCACUGUGGCUAUUCUUUCUGAGCGCACCAAGCGCCGUGCGCCCUACAUCAUGGGCUCUUCAGCAUUUGCUUGCAUUGGCUACAUUAUUCUGCUCGCCGGACGAAAGCCCGGCGUCUCCUAUACUGGCACAUUUUUCUGCUGCGCUGGUAUCUACCCUGCCGUAGCUAUUGUUCUGUCUUGGCCCGCCAAUAAUGUCUCUGGUCAGACAAAGCGAGCCAUUGCCAACGCCAUGCAAAUUUCCAUCGGUAAUCUUGGAGCUGUUAUCGGAACACAGCUAUACCGGACGGAAACCAGUCCCCGAUACUUCCUCGGGCACGGAUUUUCUUUGGGGUACCUCGUCGCGAAUAUCAUCGUGGUAUAUAUUCUGUGGCAGGUCCUCAAUCGGGAGAACGCCAAGAAGGCUGAGAUCAGGGAACGCGACGGCCUCCUGCCAUUGAUGGGUGAUAUUGGUGACGGUGAGGGUGACUUCCAGGGAGACAAGGAUCCUAGAUGGGUUUUCCAGACUUGAAUCGAAACGUCUUGAGUCUUGCUUUUGCUUUUGUAAUGGCUGUUCAGAAGACAACCCUCAAAAUUCCAUUGGGGCUUUGUGUUGCGGAUUUGACUUUCGCAGCAAAGCUGAAAAGCUGUUUGCAGUAGAUACCCUUAUUUAGCUAGGUCCGUUAAUUGAACUCUCGUAGGUAAUGA
Messenger RNA from Aspergillus nidulans FGSC A4, 1667 nucleotides. RefSeq names its product allantoate permease family MFS transporter. Bases 1 to 1491 code for a protein of 496 amino acids. Gene Ontology annotation, biological process: transmembrane transport. Gene Ontology annotation, cellular component: membrane. The transcript has 7 exons. Lineage: Eukaryota; Fungi; Ascomycota; Eurotiomycetes; Eurotiales; Aspergillaceae. The record is from RefSeq and is a predicted model, not a curated record. Gene Ontology annotation, molecular function: transmembrane transporter activity.